Striga asiatica is the source of this 2707-nucleotide messenger RNA. The record is from the annotation of a GenBank genome assembly. Lineage: Eukaryota; Viridiplantae; Streptophyta; Magnoliopsida; Lamiales; Orobanchaceae.
CUCACUUUCCUCCAGUUGGAUUCUUACUUUGCUUCCAUUCUCAUCCUCUUGUAUUCGUCAAUCGUGUUACAUACAUGCGUGCUUACGGAGAGAGAGAGAGAGUUAUCAUUACAGACUUGCGUAUAUAUGUAUAUGCAAUAGAGAGAGAGAGAGAAAGGAGGGAGAGUUUAUUGGUGUAGCGUCUGGAUCCAGAUCUUCAAUCCAUUAGCGAUCUUGUGAGAGUUUACUGGAUAAAAAAUGGAGGUCGCUUGGAGAAGGCCUCACGCGAUUUGGGCGUUUCUUCUUCUUUUCAUCAACGCCGCUCACUCCUUCUACCUCCCCGGAGUCGCUCCCCAAGACUUCGUUAAGGGUGAUCUUCUGAAGGUGAAAGUGAACAAACUAACUUCUGUUAAAACUCAACUUCCUUAUUCGUACUAUUCGCUUCCUUACUGCAAACCAGAGAAAAUAGUGGACAGUGCUGAAAAUCUUGGGGAGGUUCUUCGUGGUGAUCGUAUUGAGAACUCUCCUUAUGUGUUUAAAAUGCGAGAACCGCAGAUGUGCAAUGUUGUUUGUCGUACUACACUAAAUGCCAAAGAGGCAAAAGAACUAAAAGAAAAGAUUGAUGAUGAUUAUCGCGUGAACAUGAUUUUAGAUAAUCUUCCUCUCGUUAUGCCCUUUAGAAGACCUGAUAUGGACGCGAUAGUUUAUCAACAUGGGUUCCCUGUUGGUUUUAAAGGACAGUAUGCAGGAAGAAAAGAGGAGAAGCAUUUCAUCCACAAUCAUCUCACAUUUACCGUCAAGUACCACAAGGACGAGGAAACUGACUCUGCAAGAAUUGUGGGAUUUGAAGUCAAACCAUUCAGUGUCAAUCAUCAAUACGAGGGAAAAUGGGAUGACAUAUCACGCCUAACGACAUGUGAUCCCCAUGCAAAGCGCACGGUGACCACUUCUGAUUCUCCCCAGGAGGUUGAGGAUAAGAAGGAAAUCAUCUUCACUUACGACGUCGAUUUCCAGGAAAGCGAAAUCAAGUGGGCUUCCAGAUGGGACACGUACCUCUACAUGGCUGAUGACCAAAUCCAUUGGUUUUCGAUUGUCAACUCUUUGAUGAUCGUCCUUUUCCUCUCAGGCAUGGUUGCCAUGAUUAUGCUCCGUACUCUCUACCGUGACAUCUCCAAAUACAACCAACUCGAAACCCAAGAGGAGGCUCAGGAGGAAACCGGAUGGAAAUUAGUCCACGGUGAUGUAUUCAGGCCUCCAACAAACUCGAACCUUCUCUGUGUAUAUGUCGGGACUGGCGUUCAAUUUUUGGGAAUGAUACUUGUCACCAUGAUUUUCGCGGCCCUUGGCUUCCUGUCCCCUUCUAACCGCGGAGGUCUAAUGACAGCUAUGCUGCUUUUAUGGGUUUUCAUGGGCAUUUUUGCUGGUUACGCCUCUUCCCGUCUCUAUAAAAUGUUUAAAGGCACUGAAUGGAAGAAAAUCACUCUACAGACAGCUUUUAUGUUUCCUGGGAUUUUAUUUGCCAUAUUUUUCGUGUUGAAUGCUUUGAUCUGGGGUGAGGCUUCGUCUGGGGCUGUUCCGUUUGGAACCAUGUUUGUGUUGGUCUUCAUGUGGUUUUGCAUUUCAGUCCCUCUGGUGUUUGUGGGUAGUUAUGUUGGUUUUAGGAAGCCGGCUAUUGAAGACCCAGUGAAAACCAAUAAAAUCCCGAGACAGAUACCUGAGCAGGCUUGGUAUAUGAACCCGCUGUUCUCGAUCUUGAUUGGGGGCAUACUUCCUUUUGGAGCUGUUUUCAUCGAGCUCUUUUUCAUACUGACCUCCAUCUGGCUGCACCAGUUCUACUAUAUUUUUGGUUUUCUCUUCCUUGUUUUUAUUAUUUUGAUUGUUACGUGUGCGGAGAUUAGUGUUGUGCUGUGCUAUUUCCAGCUUUGCAGUGAGGACUACCUUUGGUGGUGGAGGUCGUACUUAACCUCAGGCUCGUCGGCUCUGUACCUCUUCCUUUACGCGGUUUUCUACUUCUUCACGAAGCUUAAUAUAACAAAACCUGUCUCGGGAGUGUUGUACUUUGGGUACAUGCUGAUUGGUUCGUACGCUUUCUUUGUGCUGACGGGCACGAUUGGCUUCUACGCGUGUUUCUGGUUCACGAGGCUAAUCUACUCGUCCGUGAAGAUUGACUGAGCGCAUGAAGGUUUGUAGUGUUCUUUUACUCGUGCGAUUGGAGAAAGUUUCAGAACAAACAUCCCUCGAACUCAGAAGUUUGAUGAUUCCUACAAUGUGUUUUAUGAUACUACCUUUGUAAUAUUAUUUGGAUUUUUGUUUGAUUGAAAAUUUGUGAAGACGUUUUUCUGGAGGAUUUGGGAGCAAUUCCUGUACUCAGCUAUUAGGUUUACUUAAUUUCUGUUACAAUGGGCAGACAACAUUCGUUGUAGAAUUUAUGAUUUCAAAUUUUAGUUUCUUCCUAAAUGGAAGGCGGCCUUAUUGAAUGUCUGAAUUGGGUUAAGGAGACAUUACUUUUGCAUUUAAGGGGCUAGCUACUGGACUUAUCUAUUACAUCCAAGUAGAGCAUUUUGAUUUUGCAAUAUCGCGUUGAUCUUGAGAGGUAGAAAAUAUUUUGCCACUUGAAGUAGUGUUCUAGCAGUUGGAAACCAACUUUUACUUUGUUGUUAUGUUUGAACGAGUCAACUAUGAAUUUUGCAUUUUGUCGUCUGGAGCACCUCAAUGAACAUAUUCUGGU